CGGCGCAUCUCCCUUCCCAGUUUUCGUCGGCACGUUCGCACGCGCAGCGAGCCAGUAUUGGACCAGUUGGACCAGGCGCAGCGAGAAGACAGUCGAGACCAGCUGCGCGUGGCGGCCCAGGCGCUGAUCUCGGCAGUCAACGCCGGGAACGCGCCGAUAAGCGAGUUGACCGAGAUUAUCCAGAUGCUCAGCGUGGCGCAGCGGAUGCCGGACACCGUCACGAGUCCCUGCUGCGCCGCCAGCGCGGGAGAAAGUGCGGCGGCUCAGAGCCCGAGCGCGGGCGACGGGGCGCACCACGACUAUCUCUCCGAAUACUCAUCCUCCGCAAUCGUUGCGAGGCCUUGGGGCGGGGGGCGGGCUCCUGCGCCCCCUGUCCGUUCCGGGACUCCGGCCGAGUACCCUGAUCGCUCGCCCAUCCGUGGCUUCCUCAUUGACCUGGACGGGACGAUGUACGAACCCGAGGGCCUCCUCCCCGGUGCCGCCGCCUUUUAUGACUGGUUGAAUGCCUCGCGUACGCCGCACGUCUUCCUCUCCAACACGGGCGCCAAGAAUUCGGGCGGCGUGCAGAAGAAGUUCGGCUCGCCGCCGUUUGAGCUCAGCGAGAAAAAGGUGCCCCUCUCGUGCAUCCUCACCGCCGCGGAGACACAGGUCGACUACCUGCUCAAGGAGGUGCCCCGCGGCGCGCGUCUCUUCGUCGUGUCCGGCGGCAGCGGCACGUGGCGCGAGGACCUCCUCUCGCGCGGCGGCGCCGAGGGCGCGGCGCUGGUUGGGACGUGGGACGUGCGCACCUCGCUGUCGGCUGGCGAGGCCAAGGCGUGGGCGGCGCACCAGGCGCUCUGCCGGCACACUGCAUCAAAGGCGGUGUGGGUCGUGUUCUUUCACGACGGCGAGGCUUUCGGCCUGCUCUAA
Molecule: messenger RNA, 909 nt
Organism: Emiliania huxleyi CCMP1516
Lineage: Eukaryota; Haptophyta; Isochrysidales; Noelaerhabdaceae
Exons: 4
Coding region: 184-909 (241 amino acids)
Source: RefSeq, a predicted model, not a curated record